This is a messenger RNA of Galeopterus variegatus (Sunda flying lemur), 600 nucleotides long. Its product is annotated as trafficking protein particle complex subunit 2-like. Gene Ontology annotation, cellular component: nucleus; cytoplasm; TRAPP complex. Bases 1 to 600 code for a protein of 199 amino acids. Gene Ontology annotation, biological process: endoplasmic reticulum to Golgi vesicle-mediated transport. Lineage: Eukaryota; Metazoa; Chordata; Mammalia; Dermoptera; Cynocephalidae. The record is from RefSeq and is a predicted model, not a curated record. The transcript has 5 exons.
AUGGUGGGACUACCUCCAGGAACCCAGAACCGUGGGGUUGCUGGCAACUUGCAACAACAGCCUGUAAAAGCUGCAGGCACCAGGGCAGCUCAAUGGGCUCCACCUGAUGGAGAUGUAGGAGCAAGGCUGCCCAAUGCUUUGGAGACCCAGAUUCCCCAGAGCCAUAUAUUGAAGACAAUUUCUGGAAGCUUCCACUUUGUAAUUGUUGGUCACCAUGAUAAUCCAGUUUUUGAAAUGGAGUUUUUGCCAGCUGGGAAAGUGGAAUCCAGAGAUGAUCAUCGUCAUCUGAACCAGUUCAUAGCUCAUGCUGCUCUUGACCUAGUAGUUGAGAACAUGUGGCUGUCAAACAACAUGUACUUGAAAACUGUGGACAAGUUCAACGAGUGGUUUGUGUCAGCAUUUGUCACUGCAGGACAUAUAUCAGAUUUAAUGCUUCACGACAUAAGACAAGAAGAUGGAAUAAAGAACUUCUUUACUGAUGUCUAUGAUUUAUAUAUAAAGUUUGCAAUGAAUCCAUUUUGUGAACCCAAUUCUCCUAUUCAAUCAAGCGCAUUUCACAGAAAAGUUCAGUUUCUUUGGAAGAAACACCUAGUAAGCUGA